UUGGAAGUACCUAUAUUAAUUUUAACGCUCGCAUUCCAUCGGAGACGCCGCAAAGUCGCGCAGCCGGCGCGGCGUGAGGCUUGCCUGCGCGCGAGCGAGGCUUCGGCCGGCUCCAUCCUACAACGAGCCCAAGCCGGUACCCGCGCCACUAUCUUGCCGCAUUCCACAGAGCUGCAGUCGCGGCGCGCCCCGCGCGUGCCUUCAUGCCUUCGUCGACCCACGCGCCCUCUCCGCUUCGCUUCACUCAGUCGUUUCUACGCGCUCAUGGAGAAUGCGCCUUUGCGCCACGUGACGCGCAGUGACUACGAGAUCGCGUAG
Messenger RNA from Parnassius apollo (apollo), 318 nucleotides. NCBI's taxonomy places the organism in Eukaryota, Metazoa, Arthropoda, Insecta, Lepidoptera, Papilionidae. The record is from the annotation of a GenBank genome assembly.